AAUGUCACUUCCUGAAGUGAUAGUCAUUCUUCUAGACAUAUCAAAGGCGAUGUUGGAACCAGCGAACCAACUUGAUUCAAAGUUGAAGUGUGCUAUAACAGGAAUAAUCCAUUUUUUAAAACUCUGCUCGUGGCAAACAAUUUCAUGUGUCACUUUUGCUUCGAACUGCAAAAUUCUACAAGAAUUCACUAAUGAUCAUAUUCCAUUAACCGAAACAUUAAAUAAUUGGGAGUUUCACUCGGACGAUCCUCCUGGGGAAAUAUGGGUGGCCUUGGAAUUUACUGAACAUUAUGUAACUGAAAAGUUCGGUUCAAGGCAGGCGUGUCAAAUUAUCGUAAUUACAGAUGGUCGAAUACCACAAGCGGAUGAAGUUAGUAAAGAUGAUCAUUCAAAACAAACUGAGUGUACAUUGCAACGGUAUAAAAAACUUUUGAACAGACAUUUGCCAUCCAGAGUUACAAAAAAUCACCCUAAAGGUGAAUUUACUCUCGAAAGGGAAGUUUUGCCCUAUAAGGGCACCCUCUCACUUGGAAAAAUAACCAUGUCAAUACACGUAUAUCCUAUUAUCCAUGUUGAUGAUGAUGUACAGCAAUUGAUAAAAAUUAUGUCUGUUGUGGGAUUUAAGCCAAAAGAAUCGCUACAAGGGGAGUCUACUUAUCUACGCUUUUGGAUGUUUUUGAAUGAUGAAAUUAAUGAAAAUGUGUAUAAUAAUGAAUAUUUUCACGUCUUAAGUUCAUCACUAAGAAAAGAAAAUCGGGUAGCAAUCGUUUGGUUGCAAAACAACACCUAUGCCACCAUCGAAGCACCAUCUUCUGAAUCAUAUUUCUAUUUUACGAUGUAUUCACAUGAAAGUGCAAAAAAUUUGAUGACACCAUCGCCGAUGCCUAUAAAUACACAGUCAAAAAGUUAUUUAUCUAACAACAUCGAAUUACCUAAAACAGAACUUAUUGAGUCGAUGUUGAACAAAAUCCAAAGAUACGUUGCAAAUUUGCCAAAUGAGAUCGCCAAGUUAACAACGGUUAUUCAACAAAUAUCAAGGAUUACUGAUAUGUUUUGCUAUAUAUCGCUUCGGGAAAAAGUAAUUGAGAAUUUGCAAGACCUACGAAUUCAGUCGCCAGAAGCCGAGAACAGAGCAAUCCUUACUCAAUGCUUACAAUUACUAGGCGAUACCGAUUUUGAGGAGGAAGAUGAUGAGGAUAUUGAAGCAAUGGAUUAUGAAGAGGAAAGGGAAGAUCCUGAAGAUUACGAGGAUCGUAAAGAUGAGGAACGUAGUAAUACUAGGAUUUCACUCAAUGAUUUGCUAAAUUGGUAA
Molecule: messenger RNA, 1312 nt
Organism: Racocetra persica
Lineage: Eukaryota; Fungi; Glomeromycota; Glomeromycetes; Diversisporales; Gigasporaceae
Source: the annotation of a GenBank genome assembly